This is a messenger RNA of Anopheles moucheti, 3366 nucleotides long. RefSeq names its product dendritic arbor reduction protein 1 (gene tj). The record is from RefSeq and is a predicted model, not a curated record. Lineage: Eukaryota; Metazoa; Arthropoda; Insecta; Diptera; Culicidae. Gene Ontology annotation, biological process: regulation of transcription by RNA polymerase II. The coding region runs from base 802 to 2607 and encodes 601 amino acids. Gene Ontology annotation, cellular component: nucleus. The transcript has a single exon. Gene Ontology annotation, molecular function: DNA-binding transcription factor activity, RNA polymerase II-specific; RNA polymerase II cis-regulatory region sequence-specific DNA binding.
ACAUCGGAGUGUUUUAGGUGACGGCAUAUUGUGUGUAUUUCCUGGUUGAAACAUUACCUCACACUUGAGCAACGGUUGAAUGAAUCACGUGCCUGGAGCAGUCUUGGUUCGAUAGCGAGAAAGUGGAGAAAGCAGUGCGAGCAGUCGUUCAGAAGUGAGCCGGCCAGGUGUUUUGUUUGGCCAAAGUUAAACAAGCGACAAACAUCGUCUUCUUGGGCUAGAAGAAGUGCCGUUCCAAAUAUCGCGCUCCAAAGUUGUUGUCAGUUGGAACGGGGCACCGCCGUGUUAUUGUUUCCGUGUGUAUCCUAUUUGUUUUCGGUAGAAGAAGCAAACCAAAGUAAAGCAAAGUUCCAUUGUGCCUGGGAAGGGAGUCGCGCAGGAAUAAAAGGGAAAGCGGUCUCUGACGUUUUUCCGACGAUGGAGCACGGUAUAAAGUGAGCUCGGUGUGUAAGGGUAUUGUUUUUCCUUCAGAAAAGUCGGGGCUUUUUUUCGUAAGACAGAAAUCUUGGCAAACACAUCCAAUGGGCGUCGACUUGGCCCGGUAGGUACGGAUCUAGGACCCGUUAAUGUCGGUCAGUGCUUCCGUGUGUACGAAACCAUGCGUUUAAGUUUAGUCUUUCGCACCGAACCGGAUAAAGUAAGUGGACUGUAACAGGCGCUAUCCAGUGUGGUGAUCUUUCUGUACAGUUGGAAGAAACGAGACAUCGUCGCGGAACUUUGGAAUAAUCGUACCAUAACGUGACUCAUCGCCGCAGUGUUCGCGUAGUUUCGUUGCUUGCAAAUAGUGUUUCUUUACAUUCUAUGCGACACCAGAUCGACGACACGAAACGAUCUUUUAUGAAACUGCCGUUCGAUCGACUAGCUAGAGUGAUGAAUCUGGAAGAACCCAGCUUCGGUGAUAACUACAUACAGGAGUUUGUCCUGGAGCAUCUGGACCACGAUACGGGCCCGAAUGUGAAGCGCGAGGACACUAGCCCCACUGUCCUCGGCAAUGGGGCUGGGUCGAAGCAUCUCUGGAACGGCACCACGAUGGAUGAGAACGGUGGCAUCGUGCCUAUAAGGUUGAAAGCGGUCAACAACGGCGUGGUGACUGCGGGCGUCGGUAGCGGAUGGCACCUGGACGACGCUCGCAAGAUACACGCCUGUUCGCCCGGCCCAGGCGACCUGUUCACACACGUCGGAGCACCAACGCAUGGCCAACCGAUGCUGUUCAAUCCGCCGCUCAGUGGCGUUCCAUCCACACCGCCGGAAACUCCGCCAGUUAUUGGUUCUCCAAACUCUUCGGGCGGUGCUGGCGGUGUCAACGGUGUGGUGGCCAGCAGCGGAGGUUAUGUUGGUGGUGCGUACUAUGGCACACGAUCGCAGACAGGGCUGGUGGAGGAGAUGAUGUUCCUGCCGCAGACAAUGCGUGGCGAACAACCGCUCGAUCUUCGGCCAUUGCACUGUUCCAUCGGUCCGGAAGGCGACUGGAUGGAUCGUAAGGAGUACGCCAGCGUGCUGGCGGUUUCCAACGGACAAAAUGGGCAGAAUGGUAUGCUCGGAGCGGGUGGAGGUGGUGGUGCAGCCGGACCCAACGGUGGUGUCGGCACGGUGGGCAACAACGGUGUGGGUGGGGGAGGUGGAGUUGGUGGAGGAUUCCAGCAUCAUCAUCACCAUAUCACGGCCCAGCUGGAAUUCGGACCGCUCAACAUGCACAAUGUUUCGCAUCAACAUCCGCACCACCAUCACUCCCAUCAUCACCACGGCCUGCACACGAACCGACCGCACUCGGUCAGCUCCACCAGCUCCACCAUUUCGCCUCGCAACGGUACCAGCAGCAGUGGCGGAGGAAGCUGUUACAACGGUCUGGGAGGAUCGGGAUCCGGCAACGGACUCUCAUCCGAGGACCUCAUCAACGAUGAGCUCCUGAUGACGCUCUCGGUGCGUGAACUCAACAAGCGUCUUCACGGCUGUCCCCGGGAUCAGGUGGUGCGGCUGAAGCAAAAGCGACGCACGCUGAAGAAUCGCGGCUACGCGCAGAACUGUCGGUCGAAGCGGCUCCAGCAGCGACACGAUCUCGAGAUCACUAACCGGCAUCUGCAUCACGAGAUGCAACAGAUGAAGGUGGAACUGGCGAAGAUUAAGCAGGAACGGGACGAGCUCAUCCAGACGCUGCAAAUGCACCAGCGCGAUCAAUCAGCACAGCAGACGGCCAACGUGCUGCAGCAGCAACAGCAGCAUCAACAUCAACAACAGGCCCACCACAAGCAGCAACACCAGCAACAGCAGCAGCAACACCAACAACAACACCAACAUCAGCAACAGCAUCAGCAGCAGCAGCAGCAUCAACACUAUCAGCAGCAACAAUCGCGGCAGCAGCAACAACAUCAUCUACAUCAUCAACAACAGCAGCACUUGGGAUCAUCGCAACACAACGGUUCCUGCGGUGGAAGCGCUGGUAGUGGCAGUGGUGCAGGUGCCGGCAAUGGUAGUGGUGGAGGUGGAGGUGGUGCUGGAGGAGGAGGUGGUGGUGGUGGUGCUGGCAGUGGGGGUGUUGGUGCUGGGUUAGUUUCCUCGGUCAAGCAGCUGAUCGCGGAGAGUGUAACGUCACAGGAAUACUACGUAUGACGCCAGACAUCGCUCGGUAAUCAUCAAACACCCUCGUGGGUUGGGCGCUAUGCCUGUUAAUUCCGAGCUGCCAGGUGGAAAGGUGUGUGAUUGUGAGUGGAGAGUGUCCGUGAGGCGGAAGGGCGGAAGGAGGUGGCCGAUGGAAGCUGUAAAUAGUAGACCUUAGUUUCACAGUGCACGGCCGAGUACAGUCUGUGAGAUGAUGAUCAAUAGAUCCUGUUAGUGAUGGGGAAGCUCGAUCGAGACAACGGCAUGGUGAACAGGUGUUUAAUAUCUCUUUUGGAGCACAUUAACAGGUGCAUCUACAGGUGCACAGCAUCUUUAAUUUUGAUUAGUUCUGUUCUGUUCUGCUCCACAUUGACCAUGUUUUGACAUUUUUCUAAAUUUUUGUUCGUAAAUGACCAAGAUACCGGUACCGGGAAGCUGUUAUUGUUGAGUUGUUCUUGUUUAUUGGAUAUUUUUAAGAAGGCCCAUACUUUUUUAUUAAUCAAAGUACUUCCACUAAGACGUAAUUGAAAUGUUGAGGAUUGUUUCUGCUUCCAUCUUUUUUUUUAUAACUUCUUUUGAGCAAACACUGUGGGGGCAUUUUCAAUUUUGAGCGGAACACAUUGGUAAGCACAAUUAUUAGCCCAUUGACUCAUUGCUCGUUCAGUACUCACUUGUAGUACAACAUUAAAACAUUGUUUCAUUGUGUUCACCUGAGUAACUACUGUAGAGUAUACGAAAGUGUAGCAACGGUCUUCUCUUCUACUAUUGAAC